ACAUCGCGCAGCCCCAGCUAAUUCCUUUUUCCGAGAGCGCGGCAAGUGCACGAAUAUGAAGUCCGGCCGGCAAGUCGCCCUCGCAUUCUUACUGGUCAUCGUCUGCGUCGAAGGAUUGCAGUUAUGCGAACAGAAACUCGAGAACUGCGAGGGAGAUUCCUGUUACAAAUCGAUUGCGUGCUACCAUGGGGACUGCAGCGAUGCGGGAACCUGCGAGUGUGACCUUUGCUGGGAAGGAGACAACUGCGACCGAUACGUGGACAAUUUCCUGCCAGAGUUCAACAAGGAAGAAGAGACGGCCAUCGUCAGCGACCCCUGGAGCCCGGAAGUGGUGUACAUGGCUCAGGCCUUGGACGGAGAUCUUGGAUCAAAGUGUCCCGCAGAAGCCAUGAUCUGCGAGUGUGCCGAGACCCACUAUUCCAUCACGGCUGGGGAUCCCAACAAGCUCUUCUACAUCAACAACCUGACAGGAGAAGUGUAUGUGAAGGAAGCCUCACAGGUGGUUUCCGGGAAGACAUAUAAUCUGACCUUGACUGCCAGAAGUUCCAGGGGCAUGAUAAGUCCCUCUCCCAAUGCGCAUAUGCUGCUGAGGAUUGUCAUUGAUGAUCUCCACCACCACUUGGCCAAAGUUUUGCAGCAGAACGUUCUCACUUGGCUGGGUGAUGACGAAGACACCUUGCCGAGGUCAAAAAGAAGUACCGAGAACAAAAACUACAACACAGAAUUCAACUUUACACUAGUGACUGGGGAAGCCGAGAACAUGGAGACAGGUGGCUUCUUAAAGUAUCUUCUUGAGAUCACCGUGCCCCAGACAGACGGAAUGGAUUUGACAGUUGAAUUCUUCACCAAGGACAUUGGGAAUGGAAAUUACACUCCCGUUCUGGCCAUAUUUAAUGUGGAGAUUUUGGAGAAGCCCGAUGGUGUGACGUUUUCAAGAGGAGAUCAGCCGCACAUAGAGAUGCUGCUCAGCGAUGAAAUCAUGACUGCGUAUGACCGAGCGAUCGUCACUUUCGGAGAAGUGAAAAACACAAAUGCGGAUCCCGCUCCUCUGUACAUGACGUUUUCGGUGACACAGAUCAAGAAUCCCGGAACCGUCUUUGAUACCAAAUAUCUGGUGACUGCCGGAGCCGAAUACGACAAAGAAACGUACGUCUGGGUCGGGCAGUCGGAAGUUACUGUGCAUAAUUCCACUGAGGAGAAGAGGAUAGAAGUGGACAUCGUGGGACCGAAAGAGAUUCCUUUGGACAGUGCCGGAGUCUAUGUGUUGAUCGCCCACUGCUCCGUCAGAUCGGACAACUUCACUUUCGAAGUUAUCGCCCCAGAGGAGACCGAGGUAGUGACUGUCGGAAACCUAGGAGUCAAAGAUUUUGAUGCGAACUAUGAUCCAGUGCCUCAAAGCAUCUACUUCUAUAACACAACGAAAGAGGGUUCGGACGACGAUGUGAUUUAUACAUCUGCAAGGCUGAAUCUCGGAAUCAUGACGAAUGUUGGCAAUCACGGCGAGCCGAGGGAGGACGGCAACGUGAUAAAUGUGACUUUCGCCAUCUACGCCUUAAACAACGAGACGCAUCUAGACAAAGAAGUGAGCUUCACGACCAAAAUAAUAGUUGGGAGGGAAAUCCUGUACUCUCAAGAAACUGCAGUGAAGUUGGUAGCUCGGAAAGACGCAGAUAAGAUGAUCGAUAUACGGUCCACUUACGGCGACUUGACCACUCCAGAUGUAGGCGUUGGAGAUAUGGCCAUGUAUACUCUCUGGUCCAAUCUCACCAAUAAUGGAUUCGCAGAUUACGUACUAGAAGUGGACGUCCAACGCUACAAAGGUAUUCCUAGACUCGAGGCUUGCUCGGCUCGAUUGUGGAACUACAAAGACAGUUUCGAUGUGCCCUAUCUCAACACCACCUUUAUCGAUCCCGAAAUAACUGACGGUAAAUUUAUCUUCAGAUUCAACAGAAUCCACAUUACAGGCCAGCGGACACCGUCCAUCUACAACGACUCCAUGAUCUACGUCCAUCUCGUAAUGAAGGUGAGCGCCCUUCCGGUCAACAAGGAGAGCACGAGGCUCACGCCGACAGUCAGAGUCGGAACGCAAGGAAAGCCGGAACACGAUGUCAAGGUGCCCGGACUAGAAAUCAAAAAGAAGGGUGAUUACGAAGCUCCACUUAUGGUGGUUGAAAAUGGGGUGGACUGGCCUUACCUGUACGUUGGAGGUGCCAUCGUGCUCAACAUCACCAUGUUUGUGCCUAGAGGUCAGGGCUACGCGGAGGUCUUCAUGGAAGCUUCUGGCGAGAACAACCCUCCCUUGCCAGCCGUGCAUGUCUGCAGAGCGGAGCUAAGUGACGUCGGCAGGAAUGUGCCCUGUUUGCGCAUGCACCAGGACGAAGUCAAUGCAAAUUUCACUAAAUAUUCCAAAACAGAUAAGAAUCGUCCGAAGCCGGACAUGACAAGUAUAAUGUUGGGAGAUGUCGGCGCUCUACCCGUGGAGGGAAAGAACUUCGCUCGAGUGUCUGUAGUUGUAGAACUACCCGAAGGAGUGAUCAUCAAGGAGGAUGAGCAGUAUCCCAUUAGCUCGGGUCUGCUGAUCUCCACCAACACUAUCUGGAGUGCGAUGGCCAAUUACACUAUGAAAAAGAGCUCACCGCCGCCCCUGGAAGAGUUUCAAUGGCCUGAAGCGUCUGCGCACUAUAACGAGGAAAAGAAAAUAGUUCCCGGACAUCUGGCUGAAGUGGAAAUUUGGGUAGACACUAAGAUUCAGACGAUCACUGCCAUGACCAUAGAAGUGGAGGGAGUGACCAAAGACAUUAGUCUUUGCGGUUUGAAGGUGAAGUCCUUUGGCCGGAAUCUGCCAUGCAUAGACUUGGAUACAGAACCCUUCUAUUUUCCGCACGAAAACCCGUUAGAUGGCAACAAAGUGGCGGGAUUGAAUUUUUCAGCUCUCUCUAAUAUAGGUUUCCGUUCUGAUAUCGAACAUGACCGUCUGGUGGCCAUUGCUCUGGUUCGUAUCAGUCCCACCUGCAAGAAAGCCACCACAGAAUUGGAAUGGAGAGUGACCUUCGGAGGCGGCAAGCGGCAAGGAAAAGCCACCAUCCAAGUCGACUUAACCGCAGACACUUCAGACAUGUCCUUCAGUGCCAAAGAACCAAAGGCUUUGGCCUUCAAAGCUGCUUAUCCCGGCAAAGCCAUAGCUGCUGGCAGUCCUGUAGUCGUGGAUCUGGAGGUGUCUCUCGAACCUGGGUCUCUGGCCCCUGUCAUCGUCGAAAUCAAAAACAUGGACGCCAACAAGAAGUUCCCUUACGAGAUGUGCCUCGGUGGGGUGUGGUUUCGGGGUAGGAAUUACCCUUGCUUCUCUCCUGUUCAAGUGGAGAGUAACUUCUCUUCAAGCGGUUCGAAUGGAAAUCGCAAUGACAGCGCUGUGUACAAUCUGGGUCUCGUUUGCAACACUUUUGUGGACAGCAGAGAUGAAGAGAAUAAGGUCACCAUUCGUGUAGCGAUGCGGCCUACAGAUGACGGAUCUCUGAAGAUCAAGGAACAGUUUGGCGUGGAAGGUUACGCUACAGUUGGAAGCCACCACAAGAAGAUAAAUACGGUCAAGUUCACCAUAGCCAGGGAUGCAGACCAAGUCGAAACAAAUGUGAAUGCCUCGGUGAAACUCGUGAAUCCUGAGAACAUUCCGAUCCGAAUCCAUCAGCGCCUGUGGAUUCCUUUCAACAUCACCAUUCCCAUCGAUGCAGUAGUGAAAGUGGAGGCAGAGGCCCGGGGCUACCACAAAAAAGACAGGGCCGUCCUCACUGUCCACAACAUGAGGCUAGUGUCGGGAGGUGUCAACAUCCCAUGUCCCAUGCUCUAUCCCCAACCGAAAGUAGUCUUCAACCCCACCGGUCCCACGACGCAGAGUGACGUUAUCAGGGCCUACAUUGGCUAUUUCACUAAUCUAGGUCUGUCUCACAAAAUGAAUAUGGCCCAAGAAGGCGACGACGAUUUGACCAUUGAGGUAGAGGUAGAAAUGACCGAUCAUCCCCUGGCAGAGCAUGAGAAAGUGUUCCCACUUAAAUUCAUUGCAGAGGUAGGCAAAGCCGUUGCAGAAAUCGAUCAGCCGAUGCAAGUUCUUAGAGAUGGACAGGAACGAGCAGACUUGGACGUCAGAGUUCAAGUGGAUAACAAGAAACCUUACCAGAGUGGAGAACGCAUCAACGUGUCGGUGUCCGUUGUUCACAAGACUGAGUCAACAGCCGAGCCAAUCAAUGCUACCAUUCGAUUGUACUUGCCACCCUACGUGGAAUUCGAAAAUAAAGUCUUCAGCAAUGCAACAACUGUCGGCCCAGUAUCUUUUAUAACAGAAUACGGUGGACUGGACAUUGUUAUUCCCCAGUUCCUGUUUUCUGACUCGGCGACCAUAAUCGUCAGCCUGCUCGCCGAUCCCCGCAACGAGAGGGGUUUCGGCAGAGGUGAAGUGAAUGCUACCACCCCCUUUAGAGUGCUCUGCCUGCAGAACUUCAGGGAGGAGCCUUCAGUGAACCCUAAAACAUCAGACACCAUCGUCAGCUGCGGUCCUGUCGAUCACAUCAUGUACAUAGUCAACAGUCAAGAGUGCUACAACAAUCUGGGAUUGAACAGUAAAAACAAAGUUUACAAAUGUCAGUUUAGUGCAUCAUCUGCAGCAAAGAGAGAAACGGGGCCUUCUUAUUCCAGAAGUGGCGGCAAAGGUUGGUCCCCUGCUCUUCGAAUAGGACCGUACAAACCUUAUUUGCAGAUCGACUUCCUGCGCACCACUCGAGUAUCGAAACUCGAAUUCAUUAAGGUCGAAGGCGCCCGAAGCGUCACGAAGUAUCGUCUGCAAUACAGCCACACCGGAUCAGACUGGCUUUAUGCUAACGAAAUAACUGAGCUGACUUACAAGAAGAACAAGGCCUUUGAUACCUUGGAAAAACCUGUGCAGACACGAUUCGUCCGAGUAGUAUUGGAAGAGGUGGACAAAGAAAAUGAGGAUACGCAGUACAUCGUACUCAAGAUGGAGAUGUACGGCUGCUACCUGGCAGAAAAAUCUUCUUCAGUCACAUGUGCGAAAUUUGAUCCAACAUGGUACUCUGAUGACAAAAAUAAAUAUGGAAGGCACUUCUCCGUGGACCUUCAGAGGGACAUCAUUUACUUCUGCGAUCUCGAAUAUGACAUGGAGACAUUGGCCUGCUUUUCAUCUGUAGAUGCAGGAAGUUCGUGGAAAAUUCUGCCGAAGAGCAUUGGUGGUGUGCUGGGAUGGGAUAAGAAGACAGGCCGGACGUACGCCUUCGACAAGCGGAAGCGAGCCCACAUUGCCAGUGAUGAUGGCAUGAGUUGGAUCGCGGUGGACGACAUCGAGGUAAACAACACCGUAAUCAGGAAGACUUUCUACAGGAGCCAGCCGGUGCCCGCCUUCACUUCCGAAGAUAUCGACAUGCUGGAGACCAAAACGGGACGUUGGGAAGCUUCAUUUGAGGGCCUGAUGUAUGAAGGGAAACCGGAUCCCAGAGCUCGAUGGAGCCGGUGCUGCAAAAUGGGGAAGUGAUGCGCCGCAGAGCGACUCUCCAUAGUUGACAAGUUUUGUAUUUGUAGCACAAAAGCACAUUUACAGCACGAAGCAAGAAAAAAACUUCCGAUAAAAAUAGAUUCGAUGAAACAUUUGUGAAAUAGAGUUGAAGUUGUUCUGUGUUAUUAAAACGAGAGUUUUCAUUUAUUCCAGAAGGUUUUAUCUUUUAUUAUGGCCAGUGCCUUUGUAAAGUAUUCCAAUUGGUUUGUUUUGAGAAUAAUCAUAUUCAUUUUCUUUAUUGUUUUUAAAAUAUUACGUGACUAUUUUCGACAUCAAACUAUGAAUAUUAAUUUCAUCAGUUGAUUAAAUCAAUAUAUUUCACUG
Messenger RNA from Argiope bruennichi, 5881 nucleotides. RefSeq lists its product as uncharacterized. NCBI's taxonomy places the organism in Eukaryota, Metazoa, Arthropoda, Arachnida, Araneae, Araneidae. Gene Ontology annotation, cellular component: membrane. The transcript is spliced from 31 exons. Gene Ontology annotation, biological process: homophilic cell-cell adhesion. The record is from RefSeq and is a predicted model, not a curated record. Bases 56 to 5536 code for a protein of 1826 amino acids. Gene Ontology annotation, molecular function: calcium ion binding.